CGCUGCUGUGUCUCGGGUUAGCCACCGUUAUAAAUGGAGGCGCCAUAAAGGGAGGCCAUCCCGGAAGUUUCCAGCAAAAGAUCGUUGAGAUCAUAAACAAAGGUGAAUUUGUAGAAGAGGUGACAACAAAACCCCCUCAAACAAUGCCAGUGAAGGUGAUGCCAGCAGGUUUUGAUGGGGAGGAACCACCAGAAACCCCUGAAGUAAUAGCACUAGGUCUUCCAUCAUGGGCCAGCCUUCUCAUUUAUCCUAUCGACAUUACUUUCUCUUGUUUUGGGAGACCCUAUGGUUUCUAUGCCGAUAUAAAGAAUCAAUGCAAAAUCUACCAUGUUUGUAAACCAGUCACCGAUGCUGCUGGAAACGUCAUGCGGUAUCUUCGAUACAGUUUUGUUUGCCCAAAUCAAACUGUUUUUGACCAACGUGGUUUGGUAUGUACUCAUGCUCAUCUGGCUGUGCAAUGUAGUACGUCUCAUAAGUAUUUAUACGUGAAUGAAAACUUUGGAAAACAAAAUCCUGGAUCAUUACCAACUACCAGUCCUAUUACUCGACCUACAACACCUACUUCUGGCCUUCGUCCAAUUCCACUUCCUUUUAAACCACAUCCUGGCUCUGGUCCUCUUAGUCCUAAUCUUACCAGUUCUCCAUCAGGUACAAUCCCACCUGAGUGUAACUCAGAUGGCACAGGUGAUUCUCCAAUUCCUUGUAGAUACCCAGCCCCUUCUCCAGAUACAGCAAAUAUUUUAGUCCCGACCACUUCUGAAGCUAAACCUGGUUCAGUUAUUCCAGCUCCUGGACAAGUCGGUCCCGCUCCAGGCCCCCUUGUUCCAGCUCCUGGCGUUGUCGGUCCCACUCCUGGUGUCGUCGUUCCAGCUCCUGGUGUUGCCGGUCCCACUCCAGGUGUCGUCGUUCCAGCUCCUAGUGCUGCCGGUCCCGCUCCAGGUGCCGUCGUUCCAUCUCCUGGCCAAGUCGGUCCUGCUCCAGGUUCCGUCGUUCCAGCUCCUGGCCAAGUCGGUCCUGCUCCAGGUCCCGUCGUUCCAGUUCCUGGCCAAGUCGGUCCUGCUCCAGGUCUCGUCGUUCCAGCUCCUAGCCAAGUCGGUCCCUCUCCAGGCCCCAUCAUUCCAGCUCCUGGCCAAGUCGGUCCUGCUCCACCUCAUGGACAA
Molecule: messenger RNA, 1160 nt
Organism: Limulus polyphemus (Atlantic horseshoe crab)
Lineage: Eukaryota; Metazoa; Arthropoda; Merostomata; Xiphosura; Limulidae
Product: basic proline-rich protein-like
Exons: 2
Cellular component (GO): extracellular region
Molecular function (GO): chitin binding
Source: RefSeq, a predicted model, not a curated record